AGAAAGCUAAUUAAGUCAUAAGCCUUAGAAGCACGAGGACUCAUCCCCUCUCUUCUCUCAAAAUCAAUUUUGGGUCAAAAUGUCAAAUUGGGUUUGGAAAAAUUUCUCACGUCUGCUCCCUCUUCCCCAAGACUCAAAAGGAGCUAUGUAUGGAAAGUAUUGGAGAUUUAGAAGGAAAGAUUUUGGCGAUACUUGGAGACGAAAAUGGCUGAGGCUUUUGCUGCUGAGAUCCACAAAGCUUGUUUUCUACAAAUUCAAGGUACUUGCUUACUCUUAAAAAUUAUGUGAGGAGUAGAAGCCAUCCAGAAGGUUUAAUUGCAGAGGGAUAUUGGAUAGAAGAGUGCAUGACAUUCUGCUCAAGAUAUCUACAUGAUGUGGAGUCACAGUUAAAUCGGCCUUUAAGAAAUUAUGGUUUGUAUAGUGAGAUUCCAAAUCAAGAGGGUCGUCAGUCAACUAAAAUAGACGGGUUUACGCUUGAUGACAUUACGCAUGCCCAAGCACACAUAUAUGUUUUAUUUAAUUCUGCUACCAUAACGCCAUAUCGCGAUGAGCAUAUAAAAGAAAUCAAGAAGCAAAAUCCUCGUCUAUCAAGCCAUGAUGUGGAUCAAAUUCACAAUGAAAAAUUUCACAUAUGGUUUAGAAAACAUGUUGAGAAGAUACAUAAGGCAGGUGAGCAAAUACCAGAAGAAAUUCAAAAUCUAGCUAUUGGCCCAUCAAAGCAAGCAAAAAGGAUGAAAGGAUAUAUAAGUAAUGGAGUUAGAUACUUAACAAAGUCUCGUGAUGCAAAGCUGAAAACACAAAAUAGUGGAGUUAUGGUAAAGACUGCCACUCAGAGCUAUGCAAGCGCAAGAGACAGAAAUCCCAUAUUAGCAGAAGUCACCUUUUAUGGAAUUCUCACAGACAUAAUUGAGUUGUAUUAUACCGCAAACCUCAAGUUUAUACUAUUUAGAUGCGAAUGGGUGGACAACAAAAAGGGGCUUAUUGUGGAAGAUGAUUACUCUUGUUAAUUUUUCUCAGCUACUCUACAAAAGGAAGCACCCGUCAAAUGAACCUUUCAUCUUUGCUUCUCAAGCUCAACAGGUGUUUUAUGUCCAUCAUCCAAUGGCAAAAGAAUGACAGAUUGUAGUUGAAAUUAAACCAAGAGGUUUUUAUAAUUUAGGUGAAAACAAACCAGCAAAUGAGCAAAUGGAAGAGCACAUGGAAUUGUGGCCCGAACAACAACUGGAUGAUACUAUAUUUGAAAACGAAGAGGAUAUUAAAUGGGUUAGAGAAGGUGUUUCGGGAAUAGAAAUUGACCCGCUUACUUUGGAAAGUAUUGAAACAUAUGAUGAAGAAGAUAACAUAUCUUAGUUACUUUUAUUAUUUUUGUCACUAUUUUAGUAAAAGAUUGUUAUUAAACAUAGAUCAUCGAGUUGGGGAAUUCUUAUUAUGCUUUUUAGUUGUUUAAAUUUCACAUGCGUAUACGUCUUUUUGUUUGGCCUGCUAGUUUUGAUAUUAUUUUAUACGUCUGGAUAGUAGAAUUCUCUUUUUAUUUAUUAUUUAUCGUGAAUGGGGGACUCAUUACACAUAGUAUGCCCGAUCAGCUAAUUUUUUUUUCAAUUUUGCAGAAACUAUAAUUUUUGAGCAACUUUGUUGUGAUGGCAAGAAAAAGACAGAAAUUCCAGUCAAAAAAUGCUUCUGCCUGAUUUUUCGGAGCAACAAGAAGAACAAAUGGGCGGUGCGGCGAUGCCUCAACCACCUCAAAACUGACCACAAAAUGAAGGACAAGCUAUCCGAUCUGCUAAAUCAAGAAAUGAUUCACAUGAAACAGAAAAUUUCCCAGACUCUAGUGCUAAUGAAGAGCAAUCUAAGCGACCUGUCCUACUAUGAUGCACUCAGGAUGGGGAAAAGAUGGUGGCAUUUUACAUGUUGAGUUGAAUAAUCUUAGUCAAGCUAUUGGACCUGAUGCAGCUAGAUUGAGUUCAAAACUUGGAGUCAUAGCAAGAAAUGGCAUUUUAGCUCCUUUAAAUCAUAAAGAUUGGAGGCUUGUGCCUAAACUGUACAAGAAUAGGAUAUGGGCUCAUAUUAAGGAAAAUACUGAUGCAACCGAGGAUAUGAGAUGUAUGUUGAUGAUAUCGGUUGGAUCUAAAUGGAAAGAAUGGAAGCAUGAAGCAAAAAUGAUUGGUUAUGAGCCAUACAACAACGAUAUCGAGCGCUUAGCUAAACGUCCAGACAGGGUAGAAGAAGACCAGUGGCGUGCAUUAGUUCAUUAUUGGAGCUCUAAUGAAGCAAAGGAAAAGACCGUGAGGAACAAAGAAAGUCGAAGGAAGUUGAGUAUGCCACACACAUCAGGAAGAAAAAGUCAUUCUCAAAUUAUAGAUGAUAUGACAAAGAAGAAUGGUGUAAAACCAAGUCGUAUCGAGGUAUUCAAAGAAACACAUACGAGAAAGAAUAAACAACCAGUAAAUGAGAUAGCUGAUGAAACUAUGAAAGAAAUGGAUGAACUUGCUAAGGUGUAUCCCGAGUUAAAUGUCCCAGGAAGUGCUCCCAAUGAUGUGUAUGCACAGGUUAUGGGACCAGACACUUAUGGAAAUGUUCGAACUUUAGGAAAAGGAGCAACUCCAAGUUUUGUUUAUGGCCCUACAUAUAAGCGAUCCCAGGCUGAGCAAAGAGAUUUUGAUAGAAGGGUUGAGAUAGAAGUUCAAAAAGCUACCUCCGCUAUGCAAAUUGCAAUGGAAGAAAAAUUGUCUGAAGCAAAAGAAGAAAUAGAAGCGACUGAGAAAAAGUUAUUUGAAGCAAAAGAAGAAAUAAAAGCGUUGGGGGAAAAAAUGUUAGAAGCAUCAAAGGAUAUGGAUGCAAAAAUAGAGGAUAAAGUAAAGCUGGGUAUACAUGCAUAUCUAGAAUCAUUGGGUAUUACUAUUGGCUCAAUUAAGAAAUUAUCUAGUGAUGUGCAGGUUUCUGAUAACUCAAUGGACGAUCACCAACAAUCACUCUCACUCGUUUCACUUGUUCACACAAAGAUGGUUAACAUAAUCAAGAAGACUGGAGUUAGUGAAGUUGGCACAAAGAAAAAGAAGCGGCAUUCUUGAAGGAAGUGAUGUCAAUUACUGUCAGUGAAAAGCUUGACUGUGGACAGUUGGUUUUAUAAGAUUUAGUCUAGAAGUUGAGGAAAAUUAAUUUGAAUUAGGAGUAAUCUUAAAGUACUUACAUAUUGAAAUUACUAUCUUUUAUGAUUUAGUUGGAUUUGUGUUUUACAUGAGAACAAAUCAUUUGAUUUGACAUUAUUUAUCUUGUAAUAAGUACGUUUUAUAUUGCUACUUUGUUCUUUGGUUACUGUGUUAAAAGAUAUUUGAUAUACAUUUA
Molecule: messenger RNA, 3342 nt
Organism: Nicotiana attenuata
Lineage: Eukaryota; Viridiplantae; Streptophyta; Magnoliopsida; Solanales; Solanaceae
Exons: 13
Coding region: 1866-3068 (400 amino acids)
Source: RefSeq, a predicted model, not a curated record